CUAUUAACACCCCAGUGACUAAGUUUUCCUUUCCUGGUGGCUUUAGUUCUUUUAUUUGGUUUCAUUUGUUUCUGCAUUUUUGUUCCCUUAAUUUCUUGACGCCUAAGGCCAGUUUACAUGUUGAGAAUAAUGCCUUGGGUGUAUCUCCUAUUGCAAGAGAGGACCCUUCGGAUUCUAUUCCAUUAGAUAACACACCUAGCCCCUGUUCACAGAUGCAACCUUCUUUGGAAUCAGGAUCCUUAAACACUCUAGCUGAUGUACACAGUUUUGAACCUUUACAGGUUGUUUUUCCAGAAGAGGAGGAUCACAGACAAACAGACUCUAGAGCAUGCCAAUCAGAUUCAGAGCUUUUUAGUAAGGAGGACAGCCUGGACUUUCAAUUGUUCUUUAGAGACAGUGCAAAGUUCGACCCGGACCCGGAACCAUGGAGAGAAUGGUACCCGGAUGAUGGUAUCGAGCCUGAUGACCACCUACAGCGGUGGGGAGGUCCAAAGGGACUUACUACUGCACUCAUUCGUAAUAAUGAUCAGGGGCGGAUCAUUUUCGAGAGGGGAUGUGCUAGAGGCUCUAGCCCCCCAGCUCCUAGAAGGAGUCUUAGGCUUGCAAGGCGACGUCGUCUUCCUUCUCCAAGUCGAUCAGAGAUUUCUUUGGAAUCGGAAGACCAAUGGAGGUUUUGAGCUUCUGAUUAUUGUGUUAAGGGGAGCUAUCUUGCUUUUAUCUCUUUGUUGGCAUCUUCAUUGGUGGUAGUCCUAUUGUUUAAUCUAUCUUUGAGGAGGUAUACGUGCUAGGGACAGCAGAACAUGGUAUUGCACACUCCGUAUUACUCAUUCAAAAAUCUUUUCAAUGUUGGAAGUUGCAACUUGUUUGUAAAGUAUUUGGACCUUCUAUCCAAGCAAACCAAGGUGUCCUAUUGUGCUCACUUUGAACCUGGAAUGGUUGUGGCAUCUCUCUGUUUUCUUGCUCUUGGAUUCUUUUUCUUGGCUUUUUGUUUUAGCUUCUUUAUGUGUAUCUCGUAUUGGAUUGGCUAUUCUUGCUUUGGCUUUACUGUUGGGGACCGAGCCACCCCUCUUUCCUUUUAUUUUUAUUUUAAUAAAAUUUUCUUCUUAAA
This is a messenger RNA of Cuscuta campestris, 1108 nucleotides long. NCBI's taxonomy places the organism in Eukaryota, Viridiplantae, Streptophyta, Magnoliopsida, Solanales, Convolvulaceae. The record is from the annotation of a GenBank genome assembly.